GCAAAAAUACUCACAAUUUCGUUGACAUUAGACAUGCGUUCGUUGGUAGCCGUGCUCGCUAUUGCGUUGUCAGGGAUAGUCAAACGCAUUCAAGCGUGACUUGAGCGCACAAUUCCCUUGUGUGCCAGGUGCAUGAGUGUGAUGAUUGUGUGCAUGUUUUGUGAGGCUACGGUAUGUAGGUGUUUGUCUUAUGGUAUAGAUGAUUGAACGAAUAUUCAUUAGACUCAGUCUAAGACUGCUCUGAUGACAACCAACUGUCAGAAAUUGUCCGUCCGUCGUCCAUAGCUACAUUAUCGCAGCUAGUGAUAGGACGAAAUUGAUGCUGACAUUAUAGUGUCACCUCACUACUGCCAAACAAUCCACCAUGUUAUACUGACAACGAGCGUCACCACACUCCGAAAAAUGCUUACCACUUUGCAGGAGAAGCAACUAUAUACCAAUUUUAUUGAACGUUCAACUAAAGGCCAAAAGUGAGGCAGUGUCAAGUGAGAUGUAAGGAAGAAUGUUGUUUAGAAAGAAGAGAAAAAAUAAGAUCCCAAAUUUAGUUGCCAGCCCUCCUUUGAUCAUGCAAUGAUGACAGCGCAAGUACAAUUCUUACGCCCUACCUACAGGACAAUAAAAGCUUCAUUAGAACAGGAAUGAAUAAGACACAACAUGCCAAGGAAUGUAUUGACAAAGAGGAGGAAACAGAUUCUUCUACUCAUUCUAGCUGCUGGAUUUAUAUUUCUUACCUUCCAAGUCUUUUCUCUGUCUGCAUUGAACAUCAGCAAUAGAUUGUCAGCACUUAGGGCCAUGGAUGACGAUGGAGAAUUGGGCAUCAAUCUUGUCCGAGGAAAUCGACACCGCAGAAAUCAGGCAAUAGAAGAAUUUGACAUGCAUGUAGAAAUAGAUGUUAAUCAACGAAAAACGGCCAAGAGCGAUAACUCUGACAGUCUGAAAUUUAAACCUGAGGAUAGCAAUCAUCGACCACCAGAUGGCAGUGAAAUAGGAGAACAAACAGCGGCAGACCUGGUUAAUCUUCCUAGAGGUGUACAUCGGACAGAUGCAACAUACUAUAAACCGAUAACAGGCAAUUUGUUCCUUUGUCUUGAUAAAAAAAAAAACAUUCCUUUUUCUCAAGUUAACGAUGACUUUUGUGAUUGUGAUGAUGGAUCUGAUGAGCCGGGAACGUCUGCAUGUCUGGAUGGAAGAUUCUUCUGUACACACCAGAUCCCAGAUGAACGGCCACAGAGUAUUACCAGUAGCCGAGUCAAUGAUGGCCUCUGUGAUUGCUGUGAUGGCAGUGAUGAAUGGAAGGAAAUAGCAGCUCCACCUGGUGUGCAGCGAGCAGCCCGAAAUACAGCUACUGUGUUGACAGUACCCUGUCAGAAUCUGUGUAACAAGGUCAUACAGAGAAAAGAAGAGGACACAAAGAUCCGAGAGAUCGGUAAACGUCACAGACAAGAGUACGUCAAGGCUGCCUCACACCUUCAUGGAGAAGAAAAAGAGAAAUAUGGACCUGAUGGCGUUUUCUUCAAAUUGAGCCGGAGUUGUUUCCCUUUUAAAUCCUCGGGGUAUGAAUAUACAGUUUGUCCUUUUAAAAGUGUGAAACAGCAGCAGUUUCCUCGUGCAUCAAAGUUACUUGGUGAGACGGCGGUGUGGGAAUAUAUGUCCGAGGGACUGUACAUCCUCAACAUGCUGAAUGGAGCAUCACAUCUCUGUCCCGGAGAGGUGCCUCGUAAAUCUGUGAUAUCAUUCCUUUGUGGCAUUAAUGACAGAGUUGUGUCAAUCCUAGAACAGGAGACAUGUGUGUAUGACGUCAAGUUUUCUACUCCAGCAGCAUGCUGACAUAUACCUAAAAUAUGACUUUCAGAAAGUUAUCAUAUAGUAACAUAUCAUAUUUGACGAAGAAACAUUGUAUAUGACUACUGUAUAGUAUGGGUAGUCAGAGAUGUGGAAAUGAGAACAUUGUAUAUGGCUACUGUAUAGUAUGGGUAGUCAGAGAUGUGGAAAUGAGAACAUUGUAUAUGGCUACUGUAUAGUAUGGGUAGUCAGAGAUGUGGAAAUGAGAACAUUGUAUAUGACUACUGUAUAGUAUGGGUAGUCAGAGAUGUGGAUAUGAGAACAUUGUAUAUGACUACUGUAUAGUAUUGGUAGUCAGAGAUGUGGAAAUGAUGAACAUUGUAUAUGGCUACUGUAUAGUAUGGGUAGUCAGAGAUGUGGAAAUGAUGAACAUUGUAUAUGGCUACUGUAUAGUAUGGGUAGUCAGAGAUGUGGAAAUGAGAACAUUGUAUAUGGCUACUGUAUAGUAUGGGUAGUCAGAGAUGUGGAUAUGAGAACAUUGUAUAUGGCUACUGUAUAGUAUGGGUAGUCAGAGAUGUGGAAAUGAGAACAUUGUAUAUGACUACUGUAUAGUAUGGGUAGUCAGAGAUGUGGAUAUGAGAACAUUGUAUAUGACUACUGUAUAGUAUGGGUAGUCAGAGAUGUGGAAAUGAGAACAUUGUAUAUGGCUACCGUAUAGUAUGGGUAGUCAGAGAUGUGGAUAUGAGAACAUUGUAUAUGACUACUGUAUAGUAUGGGUAGUCAGAGAUGUGGAAAUGAGAACAUUGUAUAUGGCUACUGUAUAGUAUGGGUAGUCAGAGAUGUGGAAAUGAAAACAUUGUAUAUGACUACUGUAUAACAUGGGUAGUCCGAGAUGUUGAAAUGAAGAAUAUUGUAAAAAUGUUUAAAGAGAGAAUCGGAAUCAGAGAAUGUCCUAAAACACACAGAAAGACAUCUGUAGGGGAAAGUCCAUCACACUAAAUCUGUUAGCUUCUCCUCAAUGGAGAACAGAGAUUGUUUAUGGCCUGUGUUUCUAAUGGAAAGAUGUUUAAAUAAAGAGUGUUUAUAUACAGUUAGAUGGUUGGUACAGAGGAUGUAUGGAGGCUUGGUGGUCUUGUUGUAGGUCUGUGACCAAAUGGUCGGCAGUUUCAGUCCCAGCGUAUACAAGGUGUUGUAUCCCUGAACAGAUAUUUUACUCCAUUGUGUUCUAGUAGACUCUGCUAUAAAAGAAUAUGUGGGAUGAGUGCAAGAAAUGUCAUGUGGCAGGAUGUUAGUGCGACUGAAUGGCAGCUCCAGAUGAAUGCUAUUCAGGGAGUUGAGAAUGACAUCGGCUCGUAGCUAAAUGCCAAAUAACCUCAAAUAAUAAUUUGUGAAUCGCUUUAUGGCUAUAUUGCUGUAAUAUAGCGGUAUAUUCAUUUUACAUGAUCUUCGGAUUAUUAUUAGUUAAUGCGUUAGGCCAGUAUCUACUUUAAUAUUGCCAGUGUGAUGGAACUAAUAACAUUUCGAUAUCUUGGACGAUUACUUACCGUACAGACGUGUUGAUAUCGUGGAACGAUUCCUUACCAACUUCCGUAUCAAUUAGGAAUACAUAAACUUGAAACAGUUGUUCUAGGAGCCCCAUGAAGGUUGUUUGUUACCCAGACUUAAAGGUCUAAGAAACCUGCGAACAUUUGGCAGCUUUUGCAUUCUCAGAUAUGAUAUAUAUUUCUUCCAUAAAUUAUUAUGAUUAGGGGGGACUGAAGUGUUAGUUCGUGGGUUCAUUUAAUUUAGAUCUAGAGGCCCGGGAGGGCUGGAAAUAGACAUCUUUAUAUACCCGGUAUGUUGUUCUGUCCCAGCCCUUAAAAACCCCUUUCAGAAUUCCAAGAGGUAUGGUUACAUACAUUUCGCCGGUACCUGGCAGCACUACAAAAUUUGUAAGAUGAAAUUAUCAGGACCCAUAUUUAAAUUGACGUUGAUGAAAUUGUUUUAAUGGCUUUAAGUGAAGAAACAUUUGGCAGUUAAGACUGUUGAUACUAAGUCAGUAGCUUUCAUGAUAUAGGGUUCUAAAAGGUUUGUGAAAAAAUACCUUUACUCAAAUUUGUUAAAACAGUGAAAAAGGCCAAAAUGUCAUUACAUGUUGCCAGUUGACCUAUAAUUAUUCUGGAAUUUAAUUACCUUGACCAACGUUCAAGACCACAAGGUCAAUUUUUGUUGAAUGAUUUUACAAAUUCUGAUGACGAAUUUUGAUGAUGAACCAAACCUGCCUGUCAACUUUCAGAAAUGGAAAUGUGAGAGAAAGUGCGUGAACGACAUUUUCGACUCUUCAACUGUCUUGUAUUGUGUCGCGUCGCUCAUUAUACGAAAUUUUAUUGGAUAGUAUUUUAACAUAAAACAAGGUCCAAACAGCAUGGCCUUGAAGUUUGUAUUAUGAUGUCCCUUAUGUAUGGUAACUGAGAGAAAAGGUUAAUGAUCCUAAAAUGGGAAAUUAGUUUUCGGAAUGGUUCACCUCAUUACUGAAAUAGGCUGGUGAACAAUACAGGGGCUAUGGGCCUCUUGUUGUUAAUUAUGGUAACUUUAACAAUCGUGGAAAGUUAACAUGAUAUUUAAAAAAGAAAUUUGAUUCUUCUGAAGAUAUCUGUAUACCAGAUAAAAUUAAUAGAUUUUGUAUACAUUAAUUAAGAACUGGCUAUGCAAUUGAUGUGAUGCUCAAUCAAGGAAAACUAUUUAUAAUGCAAGUGUAAUACUUAUAUAUAUGUACAGUAUUCAAAAACAUUCAUAUUUAUUUAAUCUUGAUGAUUAUUUUUAUUUUUUAACUCCAAUUUGUCAAAAUUUUGUUUAAAGCAUUACUUGUUACUUAUUUUGUAACAAUAUUUAAACAUUGUCUUAGUGUCUACAAGCUGACAUCAUUUUGGUUAUGUGAACCUGGUGUCCAGUCUUACACCCGGUAACAGGUGUGUAGAUGUUACAUAUUGAAGAAUAUUAAUAGUAUUUAUGUGUAUCUGCGGUUACAUACCUUGUGAUGGGUUAGUUCAUGCUCAAUUAACAGCAUUGCUUAAUACAUAGCUUUUAGAAAUUACACACAAAAAUGUGAAUUUACAAUUAUUUACCUCACCUGGUUUUAAGGACCGUUGAGCUUAUUCUUAAUUUACACUACUAGUCAUGAACCACCGAGCAGAUAUCAACAAUGAAGAGAAGCCAGCCCCCCCCCCCCCCCCCCCCCCCCCCCAAGGACCUGAGUGGCAAGGCCCAACACAGAGAAAUAUGCACCAAAUUGGUUAAAAAAAAAUCUUAUUUUGUAAAAAAAAUAUUGUUUCCCGAUAUAUUUACUGCCACAUCCAGGUGGGUGAGAUACAGGCCCUGUUGGCCUCUUGUUAUUUAACAUCUUGAAUUUUCAGUUGAAGGUCUAGCAGAGGAUAAGUGUACUUUGAGGUUAAUGAUUUGCAUAAUAAAAAUUAGUUAAUAAUUAAAUGUUUUUUUAAGGAAUUAUGUGUGUAUGUUACAGAUACUAGGUUAGAGUGUAUUACAAUGUUGAUGUUUAUUUAUAAGGAUUCUUUACAAAUUAUAUUUACAACAGUUCUGUACUGUAAGAUAUUUUCUUUAUUAUUUCUAUGUUUGAGUUAUAACCAGCUUUUCACAGAACGGACACAAAUGAAUUAUUUACUCCGUGUUCACCUCAUUGAAUCUGUAAUACGCUCCGUAAAAAUGAAUUGUAUAGAAUAAAGUCUUAAACAGAUUUG
This is a messenger RNA of Pecten maximus, 5516 nucleotides long. RefSeq names its product glucosidase 2 subunit beta-like. The coding region runs from base 655 to 1827 and encodes 390 amino acids. Gene Ontology annotation, cellular component: glucosidase II complex. Lineage: Eukaryota; Metazoa; Mollusca; Bivalvia; Pectinida; Pectinidae. Gene Ontology annotation, biological process: N-glycan processing. The transcript has 7 exons. The record is from RefSeq and is a predicted model, not a curated record.